Messenger RNA from Micromonas pusilla CCMP1545, 363 nucleotides. RefSeq lists its product as uncharacterized. The record is from RefSeq and is a predicted model, not a curated record. Gene Ontology annotation, molecular function: protein binding. NCBI's taxonomy places the organism in Eukaryota, Viridiplantae, Chlorophyta, Mamiellophyceae, Mamiellales, Mamiellaceae. The coding region runs from base 1 to 363 and encodes 120 amino acids. The transcript has a single exon.
AUGGACCCCGCGAGCGAGGCGGAGGCGACGGCGACGCGGACGCACGUGUUGGCGGCGUGCGAGAAGGUGUUGAACGCGCUUAAGCGGCACAAGUAUUACUUCGUGUUCGAGCAUCCGGUGGAUCCGGUCGCGCUCGGGAUCCCGGACUACCCGGACGUGAUCAAGGACCCGAUGGACUUGGGGACGGUGGGGGAUAAGCUCGCGCGCGGGGGGUACCUGCACCCGAGAGAGUUUGAGUACGACUGCCGCCUGACGUUUCAAAACUGCAAGACGUACAACUCCCCGGGGACGGACGCGCACUCCAUGGGCGACGCGAUGUUGAAGGAGUUCGAGAAGAAUUGGCUGAAUAUGGGGUUCUGUUGA